AUGGCAGAACGAAAUAUAAGUGAGAAUUCAUUAGAUUCAAAAUGGCAGAGUAAGACUCAAAGUACGAAUGAAGACAAAAUAACCGGUCUUUAAGCAAGACCUUACAAUUACAAUUGUAAUUAUUAAAUAUUAUUAUUAGGCUAAUUAGACUAAUAUAAUGUGAAAUUAUGUGGAUUAGUAUUCGACGCUAUCGGAGUCCCAGACUUUUUUGUAUAAUGUGAGCAUAGGAAGAACAGCCAAACAGAUGUCUUACAAUGA
Messenger RNA from Paramecium octaurelia, 258 nucleotides. Lineage: Eukaryota; Ciliophora; Oligohymenophorea; Peniculida; Parameciidae. The record is from the annotation of a GenBank genome assembly.